CUGGUGCCGACGUGGUGGGUGCAGUGGGAUACCGCUGGUCAGGAGAGGUUCCGGACCAUCACAAGUAGCUACUAUCGUGGAGCCCACGGAAUCAUUGUUGUUUAUGAUGUGACAGACCAAGAGAGCUUCAACAACGUGAAGCAAUGGUUGAACGAAAUUGAUCGAUACGCCAGCGAGAACGUAAACAAGCUUCUCGUGGGCAACAAAUCAGAUCUUGCUUCGAAGAAGGUGGUGGAUUAUGAAACCGCUAAGGCAUUUGCCGAUGAGAUUGGAAUUCCUUUCUUAGAAACAAGUAAAAGAAUAGCACAGUCCAGACAUUAUCUUCCAGGCAGCGCACAACUAAACGCUGCGCCCCCAAUUCCUGCUCUUGUUACCACCCUAGAAGACUUCAGCAACCCUCAUGCAGCACCAGGCCACAGCAAGUAG
This is a messenger RNA of Physcomitrium patens, 426 nucleotides long. The record is from RefSeq and is a predicted model, not a curated record. Lineage: Eukaryota; Viridiplantae; Streptophyta; Bryopsida; Funariales; Funariaceae.